AUGGAGAACUUUGUCGCCACGUAUGUAUUAACGUCGUUUUGUUUUUUAAUUUUAAAUGCAGAAACGACGGUUCCAUGGUAUGAAGAUUUACCAGCGGUUGCUAUGGACUAUAAAGUUCACAUAGAUGCGGGAAAAGAAGAUUGUUACUUUCAAUAUGUCAAUCCAGGAGCGACUUUUUAUGUUAGCUUUCAGGUUUUAAGGGGAGGUGAUGGAAUGGCUGGAUUUGCAGUACAUCAUCCAUCAGGUGCAAUAGUUCAUCCUUAUCAAUGGAAACCUCAUUCGGAAUACCAAGAUGAUCAUUCAACCGGCGGAUAUUAUUCAGUUUGUGUCCACAAUCAGUUUUCAAGAUUUGCAGCUAAGUUAGUUAAUCUGUAUCUGACAGUGGUUACACCUGAAACAUUAGAUCAAUUUACUAAAGAAUUAGAAGAAUUAGAUCUCACUGUGGCAAACUUUACGGAAUCCAUAACUAAAGUUCAACAAAAUAUUAAUGAAAUUCUGCAACAGCAACAUUUUACAAGAGGAAGAGAAUCGAGGGAUUAUAAUAUAUUAUUAGAUAAUAAAUCAUAUGUUCAAAACUGGUCAAUUGUGCAAAUUUUUGUUAUUAUUAUAGCAACAUUCACUCAAGUUUAUUUUGUACGUAAACUAUUCGAUGUUAAAUCAAGAUCCAGAGCUUGA
This is a messenger RNA of Pediculus humanus corporis (human body louse), 675 nucleotides long. RefSeq names its product transmembrane emp24 domain-containing protein 6 precursor, putative. The record is from RefSeq and is a predicted model, not a curated record. Lineage: Eukaryota; Metazoa; Arthropoda; Insecta; Psocodea; Pediculidae. The coding region runs from base 1 to 675 and encodes 224 amino acids. Gene Ontology annotation, biological process: Golgi organization; endoplasmic reticulum to Golgi vesicle-mediated transport; intracellular protein transport. Gene Ontology annotation, cellular component: endoplasmic reticulum; COPII-coated ER to Golgi transport vesicle; endoplasmic reticulum-Golgi intermediate compartment. The transcript has 3 exons.